Messenger RNA from Nicotiana attenuata, 726 nucleotides. Its product is annotated as peroxiredoxin-2B. Bases 64 to 552 code for a protein of 162 amino acids. The transcript is spliced from 3 exons. NCBI's taxonomy places the organism in Eukaryota, Viridiplantae, Streptophyta, Magnoliopsida, Solanales, Solanaceae. Gene Ontology annotation, cellular component: cytoplasm. Gene Ontology annotation, molecular function: thioredoxin peroxidase activity. The record is from RefSeq and is a predicted model, not a curated record. Gene Ontology annotation, biological process: cellular response to oxidative stress; cell redox homeostasis; hydrogen peroxide catabolic process.
AUUCUUGCCUCACUAGGUCAACAAAUUGUCGCCGGAGAAAAUUGAGAAAGCUAUUAUACAAAAAUGGCAGCGAUAGCCGUUGGUGACAUUAUUCCCGAUGGAACUGUAUCUUACUUCGACGAGCAAGAUCAGUUGCAGAGCGUUUCCGUACACUCUCUUGCUCAGGGCAAGAAGGUCGUUCUCUUCGCCGUUCCCGGAGCUUUCACUCCCACUUGCAGCACGAAGCAUGUGCCUGGGUUUAUUGAGAAGGCUGACGAGUUGAAAUCUAAAGGCGUGGACGAAAUUCUCUGCAUUAGCGUUAAUGACCCCUUUGUGAUGAAGGCCUGGGCAAAAACAUACCCGGAUAACAAACAUGUUAAAUUCCUUGCCGAUGGAGCUGGAAAAUACACUCAUGCUCUCGGGCUUGAGCUAGACCUGUCUGAAAAGGGGCUUGGUGUUCGAUCUCGAAGGUAUGCUCUUUUGGUUGAGGACCUCAAGGUGAAAGCGGCUAACAUUGAAUCUGGAGGGGAGUUCACCGUCUCCGGUGCUGAUGAAAUCCUCAAGGCUCUUUAAGGUUCAUCAUUGCCUUCCGUGUGUUUUUGGCUGUAUUUACAUAUCUUCUGGAAUGUAAUGCCAACAAUAUUUUGAAAUAUAAGUACUCUGGUUCUAUUCCACAAUAUCAAAGUUUGUAUGAAGAAUGCUUUAAUAUGGUAAUAAAAAACUUCUUGCUGCUCGGAUUACUUGCUC